Molecule: messenger RNA, 2159 nt
Organism: Ricinus communis (castor bean)
Lineage: Eukaryota; Viridiplantae; Streptophyta; Magnoliopsida; Malpighiales; Euphorbiaceae
Exons: 3
Coding region: 660-1931 (423 amino acids)
Molecular function (GO): nucleic acid binding; zinc ion binding
Source: RefSeq, a predicted model, not a curated record
ACUCUUCUCCCAAACAAGAGAAAGAUAACUAUAAACACUUCCUUCGUCUUUCUCCACCCUUUCGCUUUCCUAUUUCUCCUUACCUUCCAUUGAUUACUCUUUUUUCUUUUAUUAAGAUUCUGCUUUUAAUUUUCAUUUUUCUUUUUUGUCUUUUACAGUCGAGUUCAAUGGAGGAGUAGCAGUACAGUAAUUAAUGCAUAAUUUAUGUAAUCCUUGAUUCUUUUAUACACAUAUAUUCCAAUGGAAAAGUGGGAAAAAGAAAAAAAAAGUUAACCCUUUUUCUCGUUUUAUCUUCUUCUUUCCCCCCGACUUUUCUUUCCCAUCCAAACUUUCUUCCCAAGCAAACUGUAACUCAAACUACUAAUCAAUGAGUUUAUCGUUGCCGUUGAAAUAAAAACGUCUUGGACAAGAAAACGCACUCCCCAAUACUCAACAGUCACAGACCCUCCUCCUGUAACUGCAGCGCCAGUCCUCAUCGCAUCACAUCAUCCAUCACUGGCGAAAAACACUUUCUUUUUUUUCUUUGUUUGGACCCAAAGCCAACUCUCACGCGCACUUGUCCGUGACCCCCCAUCUUCUCUCUUCCAGUGACACUUUCUCUCAUCAUUUUCCAUAAAGCAUUUCUCCCUCACUCUCUCAAUUCUCUCCUAUUUCUCUCUAUGGAAUUCAGAUUCCGAGCUGCUGACAGUAGACCGCCGGAGUACUUCUUCCAUCCCUCGUCCUCCGGUACCGCUUACUUUUCUGAACAUGCAUUUCGAGCAAACUAUCAUGUAAUAGAUUCUACACAAGAUUCGGACCUAAUGCGCAACGAAAUGCUGCAUCGCGAGAUGGAGAAAGACAGAAUAAGAGAACAGAUAAUCAUGGAGGAAAUGACGAUGCGGCGUCGUAUACUGGAAGCUGAGGUGAGGAGAGAGAUGAUGAUUGAGAGAGAAAUCGCAAUGCGAGCAGUAGGAGGAUACAAUGACGACUCGUAUGAGGAAACACUAGAACCUACUAUAUUAGCACCACAGUUCCAUUUUAUGAACCAGCUUAACAAUCGCAGGGUCGAGGAUCGCCCAGCAUUUCCUGGUCGUGGCUUUCUCGAUCACUCGCCACGGCGGUUAUCGGAAGCUUGGGCAGGGCCUGAUGUUAACGCUGCUAAAGAAAAUAGCAAGGGUAAAGUAGUAGUACUGGCUAAGCCUGAUCCAAAUCUUUUUGGAGUAAAGCGGAAGGCUGCAACACCACCUGUAGGAGGUGCUCAUGAGCUUCCUUGUACUGUAUUAAAGAAGAAGCCUAAGGAAGAGUGGAGUUGUGCCCUUUGUCGUGUUAGUGCUACAAGCGAACAAGGUUUGAACAACCACCUUCGAGGCAAGAAGCAUAAAGCUAAAGAAGCAAGAUUGAGAGCAAAUAAGAUGGCUAAAACCCCCUGUUCUCGACCAUUGCCGAAAAAAAGUCUAAGGCAAACUAAGCUUACUGUUAGUACUGCAGACUUAGAAUUAGAGCCAGAAGCUGAAGCAGAAUCUGUUCAGGUUGAUAAGAAUGAUGAUGACACGGACAAGAAAAUGGGGAAUAAAGUUGCAGAAAACAACAAUGAUAAAUUACAAGUGCAGAAAAAUGGAAGUGUGAAGAGUAAGAAGAAAAAUGUGGUGAAGAAAGUCCUGAAAGAGGAGAGAACAGCAGAAUUCAGGAUGAAGAAGAAAUUUAAGUUCUGGUGUGAAAUGUGCAGGAUAGGUGCUUACUCUGCAGUGGUGAUGGAGGCUCAUGAAAAGGGAAAGAAGCAUCUAGCUCAGCUGCAGGAACUUGGUGAAAAUGGUGAAGUUGCUGUGGUGGCAUCAUCAUCAGAAGCUAGCAUGAAGGCGAAGGAUGCGGAAGCUGUGGCUGAAAACGCAGAAGAGCAGAUGAUAGAAAAUGCCAUAAACAAUGGGAAAAACAAAGGAAACUUGUGCAGAUAAUGAGCAGAAAACAGAAAAUUCUGUUACAGAAUCUUCAGUGGUAAUUAUAAAGGGAAGAUGAAGAGCCGUGAUGCGUACUGAAGGUAUCCUUUCUAGACAGACUUACUAGAGUUCUAAGUUAGCUUUUCGGUUGUUGAUAUAUUAUGUUAACAUCUAACCAGACAGACCCUUGUAUUUUAUUUGAGUCAUGGAUGAGAUGGUAUGGCAGCAGAAGGAAUUGCCCCAUAA